Arachis stenosperma is the source of this 1801-nucleotide messenger RNA. Its product is annotated as proline dehydrogenase 2, mitochondrial-like. The record is from RefSeq and is a predicted model, not a curated record. Gene Ontology annotation, cellular component: mitochondrion. NCBI's taxonomy places the organism in Eukaryota, Viridiplantae, Streptophyta, Magnoliopsida, Fabales, Fabaceae. The transcript has 4 exons. Gene Ontology annotation, molecular function: FAD binding; proline dehydrogenase activity. The coding region runs from base 127 to 1638 and encodes 503 amino acids.
UACAUUCACAUAGAGAAAGAGAAAAAAAAAAAAAACUACCAAGAACUCACACUGUCUGUCACAUAGACGUGUUCAGUUCUUGGAAAAGAAACGAAGAAAGAAACAAAGAAUUUAUUUAACCGUUUGAUGGCAACUAGGGUUAUCCCAUCAAGGAUCCUAAGGAAAAUCCGUUACAACAGAGCCACAACCACAACGGCCACAGCCACAAAACCGCUCGCCGCAACGCCAGUUUUCGAAAGGACCGAGCACAAGCCGCCGUCUUCAGCUGCCUCCGCCGCAACUAUCGCGGCUCCCUCGUCGGUCGACACCGAUUACAUACCGAGGAGGACGUUGGAUUUGGAGGACACAGAGAAGCUCUUCUCGUCGGUGUCUACAUGGCGGCUGCUGCGUUCGUCGGCGGUUUUACACGCGACGGCGGUGGGGCCCAUGGUUGACGUGGGAAUGCGGGUGAUGCGAUCGAGGUUUGUUGAGAGGGAAGGGUUGGUUAAGGAUGCGGUUAUGGGAGCGGUUAGGACCACGUUCUUUGAGCACUUCUGCGCCGGCGAAGAUGCCGCCGAGGCUGGGAGGAAGAUAAGGUCGCUGAAUGAGGCGGGUUUAAGAGGGAUGCUUGUUUAUGGUGUUGAAGAUGCGCACGAUAACCAUGGCUGUAACCGUAACCUUAACGGCUUCCUUCACACCGUUGAUGUUAGCAGAUCCCUUCCUAUGUCUUCUGUGAGUUUUGUGAUUGUGAAAAUCACUGCAAUUUGUCCCAUGAGCCUGCUAGAGAGAAUCAGUGACCUUCUAAGAUGGCAACAGAAAGAUCCUUCAUUCAAUUUGCCAUGGAAGCGAGAUUCCUUGCCAAUUUUCGCUGAAUCAAGCCCUUUGUACCACACCCAGAAGAAACCAGAGCCACUUACCCUUGAAGAGGAGCGUGAUCUUGAACUUGCAACCCAGAGACUUGUUGAACUCUGCCAGAAAUGUGUGCAGGCCAAUAUUCCUCUCUUGGUUGAUGCCGAACACACCACGGUUCAGCCGGCGAUCGAUUACUUCACGUAUUCCUCUGCCAUUGUUCAUAACAAGGAUGACAAUCCCAUCGUGUUUGGAACAAUUCAGACUUACUUGAAAGACUCCAAGGAGAGGCUCUUGCUGGCAUUGAAGGCAGCAGACAAAAUGGGAGUCCCAAUGGGGUUCAAAUUGGUGAGGGGUGCUUACAUGUCCAUGGAGAGCAAGAUAGCUGAAUCUUUCGGCUUCGAAUCGCCCAUUCAUGACACCAUUGAGGACACACACAAGUGUUUCAAUGAUUGCUCCUCUUUUCUUCUGGAGAAGGUUGCUGAUGGUCCUGGAUCACUUGUUCUUGCAACACAUAAUGUCGAAUCAGGCAAAUUGGCUGCCGCGAAAGCGCACGAAUUAGGGAUGGGAAAAGUGCACCACAAGCUGGAAUUCGCGCAGCUGUGUGGAAUGUCGGAGUCGCUUUCAUUUGGUUUGAGCAAUGCAGGGUUUCAGGUUAGCAAGUACUUGCCAUUCGGGCCGGUGGACAAGGUCAUGCCUUACCUCUUGAGAAGGGCUGAAGAAAAUAGAGGGCUCUUGGCUGCUUCAGGAUUUGAUAGGCAACUCAUGAGAAAGGAGAUUGGUAGGAGGCUAAAAGCUGCUGUUUUUUAGAGACGUUUAGUGGCAUUCAAUUCUGUGGGAUGAGAACGGAAUUCGCUAAACAUUGUACAAAUUAGAGAGUUCUGUUUUUCUGAGAGAAUUGUAUUUACACAUUCACUGCCUAUGGUUUCGCUUCACAAGUUGAAAUUUCAAAUAAUAUCAUCACUGUUUAAUA